Messenger RNA from Vicia faba (fava bean), 774 nucleotides. Lineage: Eukaryota; Viridiplantae; Streptophyta; Magnoliopsida; Fabales; Fabaceae. The record is from the annotation of a GenBank genome assembly.
AUGGGGAUGAAACAGAAACUGAUACAGGAUAACUCAGUUUGUGAUCUACAUGGAGCCAAUGGUAACACCAAGGAAGAAAAUCAGACGCAGGCUGAGGAUGUACAGCUGUCAAAAUAUCAGGAUUUGAAGCCAGCACUCAACUUGAAGAAAGACGGAUCUGAUAAAGUGGGACUAUCUCCUACUAAUGCCUCUUCUACUCAUAUUUCAUCAAAGAUUGAUGAAAAAACUGGAUCACAUGGAGACUUGAUUGGGGGUUCCGAAUCUGUCAAAGCAAGUUGGGAAACGAAGUCCUUAAAUUCACGUGGAAGAUCAGAAACACGUAUAUCAUCUGGUUCAGAUUUUAUAGCAGGUGUGGCAACAUAUUCUGGUCCAAGUUUAUCACCAAGUUCUUCACUCGGUUCAUUGUCUUCUGACAAAUCAACUCUGAAUCCCUAUGCGAAGGAAUUUAAACUGAACCCUAAUGCUAAGAGUUUCGUUCCGUCUCAAGCACCUGUUAGGCCUCGAUCCCCAGUGUCUGAUGGUUCCUUCUAUUACCCAGCUAACAUAUCUACUGUACCGAGUAUGCCAACCAUGCCAAUGGGUGUCGGAGUUGGAACUUCUUUUGCCGGGCCACAACCUAUGAUGUAUAAUCCACAAGUAGCACAAAUGCCAUCCCAACCAUAUUUUCAUCAGAAUGGACCACAGUAUGGACAAAUUCAUGGUCAUCCUAGACAAGUUCUAUACAUGCCCAAUUACCUACCUGAGACACCGCCAUAUAAGGGACGGAACUAUUGA